CUGCACUACGGGACCCUCCUGGGCAGCAGAGCUUGUGCCCACAUGGCAGCAGCUGCCUGGGCCAGUGGCUUUCUCAAUGCUCUCAUGCACACAGCCAAUACAUUUUCCCUGCCCCUGUGCCAGGGCAAUGCCCUGGGCCAGUUCUUCUGUGAAAUCCCACAGAUCCUCAAACUCUCCUGUUCCAAAUCCUAUCUCAGGGAACUUAGACUUCUUGUGGUUACUAGCAGUUUAUCAUUUGGUUGUUUUGUGUUCAUUAUUUUCUCCUAUGUGCAGAUCUUCAGGGCUGUGCUGAGGAUCCCCUCUGAGCAGGGACGGCACAAAGCCUUUUCCACCUGCCUGCCUCACCUGGCUAUGGUCUCCCUGUUCAUCAGCACUGCAGCAUUUGCCUACCUGAAGCUCCCCUCCAUCUCCUCCAGAUCCCUGGAUGUGGCCCUGUCAGUUCUGUACUCAGUGGUGCCUCCACGGGAGAAGACCCGGUAG
Molecule: messenger RNA, 480 nt
Organism: Melospiza melodia melodia
Lineage: Eukaryota; Metazoa; Chordata; Aves; Passeriformes; Passerellidae
Product: olfactory receptor 14J1-like
Exons: 2
Biological process (GO): G protein-coupled receptor signaling pathway
Cellular component (GO): membrane
Molecular function (GO): odorant binding; olfactory receptor activity
Source: RefSeq, a predicted model, not a curated record